Rasamsonia emersonii CBS 393.64 is the source of this 2421-nucleotide messenger RNA. RefSeq lists its product as uncharacterized. Lineage: Eukaryota; Fungi; Ascomycota; Eurotiomycetes; Eurotiales; Trichocomaceae. The record is from RefSeq and is a predicted model, not a curated record. The coding region runs from base 1 to 2421 and encodes 806 amino acids. The transcript is spliced from 4 exons.
AUGGUGAUUCGCGUAGGCCUUGUCUUUGGCCGUUUCCCUCCUCCCAUCCCUAAGGUAUGGAUUUGCUCUCAGGUUGAGGAGGAGCCGGACCGUUGUCACGCGUCCAUGCAGCGCAGCCAGCAUCAACGGCGUAACCCCGUUGGGACCCCUGACGUUAAAAUCAACCUUCUUUCCUCGGUUUCGGUGGUUGGAGAUGACUGUUAUGACACCGUCAUGCCCCUUCUCGGCCGCUCGGUGAAGAGGCGUCAUCAUCGCGCGAUCCGCCGCGUCGAGCGGAGCGUCGUACUGGAGGAGAAGGUCGACCACGUCCUCGUGGCCGUGUUGGGCAGCCCAGUGCAGGGGUGUGAUUCCUCUGCUGUCGCUUCCUGCAGCGCUAACUCCUACGUCGCGCAGGAGAAACAAAACCGCUUCGCGGCGUCCGUUCUGAGCGGCCAGAUCGAGGGCCGAAUGGCCCUGCAUAUCUCGACCCAGGGGAUUGACACCACUGGCAAUCAGCUGCUGCAUUUCUGCCACGGAUCCCCUCUGCGCGGCCUUCCAGAGCAACCUCAGACGCUGCGUCUUGUAGAACCGGAAUCGACCCAGCACUGCAUCGUGGCCGUUGUGUCGAGCGAGGUCCUCAGGCGUCUCUCCGUCGACGUUGACCGUAUCAGUUUUGGAGCCCUUCUGGAGGAGCAGGUUGAGAAUGGUGACAUCGCCAUGCUCUGCAGCUUUCGAAACAGCCGUAGUCCCGCAUUGGCAGGCCGCAUCAGGAUUGGCGUUGUUGUCAAGAAGGAUUUUGACAAUUGCGGCCUGUCGCCGGAAAACAGCCAUGGAGAGGGGCGUCCUUCCGUAGCGAUCCUGGCUGUCGACAACGGCAUUCUGGCGGAGCAGAAACCUCAGUGCCUGCUCGUGGCCCUCUUCAGCGACGUAAUGCAAGGGCGUGCAGCGGACGUCAUCCACCAGACUGUUGACGUUGCCAGCCGUCUGGAUGAUUGUCUGCAACUUGUCGACGUUGCCAUCUUUGGCGGCUUGAUGCCAAUCCCUCGCGAUCAAAGCUGGUCAAGAUUGACGGUGGAAGGAGGCGGUGGAAGGCUGAGGAGGAUGAAUUUCGCAUGGAGAGAACAGGCGGGGUUGGAAACGACAUGUUCGCAUGCAGGGCAUCUCCUGAGGGAAUUAGGUAGGCAGUCAGAUCAUCUUCAGUCUGCAAAAGAGCGAGUUGGGAUGCAGCAACUGUCUGCCAUGCGAUUCGCCGUCGAGGGGGCUGUCCAUGUGGCCUCGUGGCAUAGGGCAUCAAUCCGUCUCUCGCUGGAUAAAUCUUCUGCUGCUUGUUCACUGCUGAAGACUGCCUCUCGUGCAGUUGUUGAUGGUCACAUCGCCGCCAUGUCGAUGGAUUCGACGGACGAGCCAUCCAAAUGUGCUCAUGUCUUUUUGGCCAUGGAAGGGAGCGACGACGACGACAUGCUGUAUUAUGGGACGGGGUUCGCCGUGAACAUUCCAGACACGAAGAAGCUGUGUGUCAUGACGGUGGCGCACAACAUCCUCCAUGUCGACGCCGGGCACGUGAGGCGCAUCCAGGUGACCUUCCCCAACGGGCUGGCCUUCGACGUCGUGCCGCACGAGUGCUUCGUGUCGAGCGUCUACGGCUACAACCCGACGAGGAACUCGAAUGACGCGAGUUCGAUCGCUGAUUAUGGCCUCAUCGCCAUUGACCUGGCCAAACACAGAAUCGAGCCUGCCAAACACCCCGGCGGUUGCGCCUUCACAGUCUGGAGGACGGACUACGACCUGCUCCAGAAGCCUGUUACAGUGCAUGGCUACCUGCAAGGGAAACCGGAGCAGGCCAAAGGGAUCUCUUUUCUCGACCAUAUCGACCGUUUCGCCGUAUACUACAGCGUUGACACUGUAGGAGGGGUCAGUGGAGGGCCGGUUUUUAGCGUGGAUGACGAUGGGACCUACGUUGCCGUUGCGAUACACAACUACCAUUCCCGUGGGACGCGACACACCCGUCGAGUCCUGUUCGAGAUGCUUUCCUGGAUUGACGACUACCCGCUUCAGCGGAUCCUCCAAGUCCAACCAACGCCGCUAGAGCCUGUCGUCUAUCUCCAGGCCACGACCGGGUCUCGCCCCAAUAUUGUCGCCCGCCCGUCAGAAGCAUCGCUCAACUUCGUCGUGGUGGACGCGCCAAAGGCAGGUCUUCCUCGAGUGAGGCCGCAUUACGCGAUUUUGCCUAGCAGCGAGCGACCAAUGCAGAAGCGAGAGCUACAUCUGCUAGCGAUUGACGAGGCCAACCAACAGGUGUUCUUCGAGGAGUCGGUGAUGCCUCGCCCAAGGCACGUCAUCGGGAUCCGCGAGAAGAGGAACAAAUCCCGAGCAUUGAUGUUGCCAGGCUCGGAAUACUCCCUCAAGAGGGCUAUAGACACUGGAUCCAGAUUCGCUAAGUGA